AUGCAGCAAGACCUUUCAUUCUACGCUGCGGCAGCUGCGCUGGCAGUCAGCGCGCUCGCGACCAUCCCAGCCAUCGUCGCACACACCCGCCGGAUACGGAAGAACGCAAGACCUGCAGGUGAAGGGAACGGAUACCGCGAUCGAGAUGGAGAAGCUACGCCCCAGUCAAUCGCUGCCUUCUCAAACAAGUGGCAGAAAGCCCUUAUUCUUCUCUGGGCGGGGGUCGGCCUCGGCUGCCAAACUGCCUUCUCGCUGGUCCUCAACGCAUCGCCGCUCCACAGCCGGUGGCUUCUGCUGCAGAGCUGGCUGACCACGACUUCCUGGGGUCUUCUGCUUGUACAGGCGAUCGCUAUCGCUGCCAACCGCGAUUCGGUGCGUGUCUACUACCAGGGCAUGUCUCUUUCCGGGUCAAGUUUGCUAGUGGGCGGUGCCCUGCUCGUCCAGCUCAACGGUGUGGCUCCGGCCUGGUGGUCGGCUGCCGAAAAGCCCGCGCUGGUGCUCUGCACGGCAUCGGCCAUCGCAGCGGCCGGUCUCGUCGUCGCUAGUCUCUCGCUGCCGCGCCGUCCAGAUGUCUUUUACAACAGCCGUCUCGUUGACCGCAUGCUCACCGUCAGCGCCUACCGCCGCCUCACCUUUGCCUGGGCCUCUGCCCUCAUGUCCGUGGCGACUGAAAAGGGCGACCUGGAAUUGACCGAUCUCCCGGGCCUGAACCAUCAGAUGCGUCCUACCGACCAAUCUGCGCAAUGGAAAGCUGUCAAGGCUAAAACUAGCGUAAUCAAGUCACUUCUCAAGAUAUAUGCAUGGCGUAUUUUCAAGCAGUGGACGACUGCCAUGGCUAAUACCGCAGUCUCCUACCUGCCCUGGUGGAUAACGCUGAGGUUACUGGAAAGCCUUGAAGCCCGGAAGCCCGGGGACCCGAUCGGGCCGCGCCUGUGGCUCUUGCUCGUUUGGCUAGGCAUGGCAAAGUUGGCCUCGGCUCUCCUCGAGUCCUGGCUCUUUUGGACCAUGGUCAGCGAUUUGUACGUGCCCAUACGGAGCCAGCUGGCUGCAGUCAUCUUUGAAAAGGCCAUGCGGCGGAAGAAUGUCAAGUCUACUAGCAAAUCCCAAGAAAAAAAAGGUGACACAAAUGCUGCGGAACAAAACGACACGGCGCAGCCCAGCCAACCAAGCCAGGGAGAGGGAGGGGGCGACACCUCGAAGGAAGGCGACGACAAUGAGAGUGACAACACGACUGGACAAAAGUCCCGACAGGCAGUCAUCAACCUCGUUGGCGUCGACGCCAAGCGGGUCUCGAACUUCAGCCUCUACCAGUACAUGUUUCCCACCAGCAUCCUCCAGCUGGUCAUCUCCAUGUGGUUUCUCGUUUACCUCCUGGGCUGGAUCCCCAUCGCCCUGGGGAUCCUGUCGGUGGUUCUGACCAUCCCAAUCAACACCGUCUUCUCCAAAGUUCUCUUCAACACCGACAACAGGCUGAUGAAGCUUCGGGACGCCAAGCUCGCGCUCGUGAACGAAGCCCUGCAGGGCAUCCGCCAAGUCAAGUUCUCGGCGCUCGAGCUGCAGUGGGAAAAACGCAUCCUAGACUUGCGACAGAAGGAACUGACAACCCUGUGGGAAUACUUCAGGGCCAACGUCGUCCUCAAUGGCUGUUGGACCGCAGCUCCCAUCGUGUUAUCCUUGACGUCGCUGGGUUCAUACGCCUGGCUCCACGGCGACCUUGCCGCGUCGGUCGCCUUCGUCAGCAUCGGCAUCCUCAACACCCUGGACUUUGCCAUCUCGGCCAUGCCUCAGCUGAUCCGCUUCGGCAUCGACUGCUGGGUCUCGGUCAAGCGCAUCGAAGCGUACCUGGACGGCCCGGAGCUCAAACCAACCCGGAACUACAGCGAUCGGCCAGAUAUAUGCCUUGAACACGCCAGCUUGGCAUGGCCAAAACAACAACAGCAGCAGCAACAACAACAAGACAGAUUUACCCUUCGAGACGUCAACCUGACCUUCCCGCCUGGCGAACUGUCCGUCAUCUCGGGUAAGACGGGCUCGGGGAAGAGCCUGCUGCUCGCGGCCGUUCUCGGCGAGGCCGAUCUCCUCUCCGGCUCCAUCCACGUGCCGGCGCCGCCGGGGCUCGACGAACGGCACGACGACAAGGCGCACCCGGGCAACUGGGUCCUGCCCGCGGCCAUCGCGUACGUGGGCCAAGUGCCGUGGAUCGAGAACGGCACGCUGCGCGACAACGUGCUGUUCGGCAUGCCGUUCGACGAGGCCCGGUACGCGCAGACGCUCGCGGCCUGCGCGUUGAACAAGGACCUCGAGGCGCUGCCCGACGGCGACCGGACCGAGCUCGGCGUCAACGGCGUCAAUCUGAGCGGCGGCCAGAAGUGGCGCGUCACCGUCGCCCGCGCCGUGUACUCGCGCGCGGGCAUCUUGGUCCUGGACGAUAUUUUCAGCGCCGUCGAUGCGCAUGUCAGCCGCCAUAUUCUCGACCACUGCAUCGACGGCCCCCUGUGCAAGGGCAGGACGCGGAUCCUGGUCACGCACCACGUCGCCUUGGUGGAGAAGCAUGCCAAGCUUAUCAUCGAGCUGGCGGACGGCUGUGCCACCUAUUACUCGGGCGAUGAUAAUGCACAGCUCCAGGACAGGAAAUUCUUGGAGAGAAUCAAAAGCAUUGAGCAGCAGCAGCCAGUGCCGGAAGAAAGCGCAGACGUCGCCGACGAUGCACCAUUGAAGAGGCAAAAUUCAAAAGUGGCCAAGAAAUUCGUCGAAGACGAGGCUCAUGCCAAAGGGUCGGUCAAACCCCGGAUUUACGGCGUUUACAUCAAGGACAGCGGCGGUUGGAUCUACUGGGGUUCUCUACUCCUCAUGUUCCUGCUAUUUCAGGCAUGCUCAAUCGCACAACCAUGGGUCAUAAGGCUUUGGACGGGCGAACUCGAGACGUCUAGCAUAUUCAUCGAAGCGCGACCUAGGCUCCCCUUUUAUUCGAUUCAGCAAACCCUUGUGCCGAACGGACACCAUGGUCGACUCGAGGCGGAGCUGAGCAGCGGGCACGCAGGAGGACGGGGAACCCUGUUUUGGCUUUCCAUCUACGCCGCCGUGUGCUUUGCCGGCGUCGCCCUUGGCCUGAUCCGCUUUCUCGUUCUCUUCCUCGCAACCUACCGGGCGAGCAAAGCGCUGUACGAGAAGAUCCUGUUCGCCGUGCUGCGCGCGCCGCUGCGGUGGACCGACACGGUGCCGGUCGGGCGGAUCCUCAACCGCUUCACCGCCGACUUCGACGCCAUCGACGGCAAUGUCGCCCACAUGGGCGGCUGGUUCAUGGUGACCUUGCUCAAUGCCGUCGGCAUUUGCGUCGCCUCGCUCUUCGUCUCGCCGCUCAUGGCCCCCGUUGCGGCACUCUGUCUGGGGUACUGCGCUUGGGUCGGCAAGGUGUAUCUCGUCGCCGCACGGCCGGCAAAGCGGCUCGAGAGCACGGCAAAGUCGCCCAUCUUCGACUUCUUCGGCUCGUCCCUGACGGGGCUGACGACCAUCCGCGCAUUCGAUAGGGCGUUGCCCUGCACGCGAACAAUGUACGCCAAGAUCGAGGAGUACAGCAUGUGCUCGAUGAACUUGUACCUCUUUAACCGGUGGGUCGGUUGGAACAUGAGCGUCGCCGGCAUCGUGUUUACCGUCGUGGUGACCGUCUUUGUGCUGGUCCAAGCUGGCGUGGACGCCGCCCUGGCCGGGUUUGUGCUUAGCUUCACCAUGCAGUUCUCCGACACGGUGUUGAUGGUGGUUCGGGCCUAUGCGGCCGUCGAACUCGAGAUGAACGCCGUGGAGCGUGUCGUCGAGUACUCGGAGAUCGAGACGGAGGACUUUGGCGGCGCGAAGGCUCCGGCUGCCUGGCCGACGCAGGGCCGGCUCGAAGUCAACGACCUCGUCGUGGGCUACGCGCCACACCUGCCGCCCGUCCUGAAGGGAAUCACGUUCCAGGUCGACCCCGCCGAAAGGAUUGGGGUUGUUGGUCGCACGGGCGCGGGUAAGUCGUCGUUGACAUUGGCGCUCUUCCGAUUUUUAGAACCGCGUUCUGGGAGCAUUUACGUGGAUGGGCUCGACGUUGCCAAGGUCUCCCUCCUUGACCUUCGCUCGAGACUCGCCAUUAUCCCACAGGACCCCGUCCUCUUCUCCGGGACGAUUCGGUCAAAUCUUGACCCCUUCGAUGACCAUUCCGACGCAGAGCUCCACGAUUCUCUUCAGAGAGUGCAUUUGGUUUCGGACUCGGAGUCGGGUGCAGAGAGCAGCACUACAAACGCGGAGGGCACCGCCACUACCGCCGUCACACGCCCAAGGAAUAUCAAUAUUUUCCGUGACCUCAGCUCGCCCAUUUCUGAAGGAGGCCAUAAUCUGUCUCAGGGCCAGCGCCAGCUUCUCUGCCUUGCCCGGGCAAUCGUGUCGCGGCCCAAGAUCAUGGUGCUCGACGAAGCUACCUCGGCCGUGGACAUGGGCACGGACGCGUUGAUUCAGCGGUCCAUCCGCGACGAGUUUGUAGGGUCGACACUGAUCGUGAUUGCCCACCGGCUGAGCACGAUUGCCGAUUUCGACCGUAUUCUCGUGCUCGGCGAUGGAGAGGUAAUGCAGUAUGGGACACCGAAGGAACUGUGGGAUACGGAGGGCAGCAUAUUUAGGAGUAUGUGUGAAGAGAGCGGAGAAAAGGAGAAGCUGAAGAAGGUGAUCCUAGGGGAGGAAGCUUUGAGAGACGAGUAG
Molecule: messenger RNA, 4725 nt
Organism: Lasiosphaeria miniovina
Lineage: Eukaryota; Fungi; Ascomycota; Sordariomycetes; Sordariales; Lasiosphaeriaceae
Product: ATP-dependent bile acid permease
Exons: 7
Coding region: 1-4725 (1574 amino acids)
Biological process (GO): transmembrane transport
Cellular component (GO): membrane
Molecular function (GO): ABC-type transporter activity; ATP binding; ATP hydrolysis activity
Source: RefSeq, a predicted model, not a curated record